UGAAGGCGAGCCCGUGAACAUCCGGCGGUGCGCGAGCGCCGCAGUGAUUGGCCGGACGCGGCUGUCGUCGUGUGAUAAAGGAGCCGAGCUCGGGGUGAAGGCAGACAUGGAGGAGCUGAGCGCCGUCGGGGAGCAGGUCUUUGACGCCGAGUGCAUCUUAAACAAACGGCUGAGAAAGGGAAAGUUGGAGUUUCUCGUGAAGUGGAGGGGAUGGUCGUCCAAACACAACAGCUGGGAGCCUCAAGAAAACAUCCUUGACCCAAGACUGUUGGCUGCAUUCAACAAGAAAGAGCAAGAAAAGGAGCUUCUGAUACGUAAGAAAGGCAAAAGGCCAAGGGGACGACCUCGGAAAAUCCUAGAAAAUGUGCCAGAAGCUCCGAAGUCCAGCAGCUCUUCAUCUGGUUCAUCGUCGUCGUCCUCCGAUUCCUCAUCCUCGUGCUCCUCCUCUUCGUCCUCAUCAGAGGAUGAUGAUGACGACGGCGGCCACGUCAAACAGGCGAGCCCGGGCGUCCGAACACGAGACCUUCACCCCGUCCCCCAGAAGAAGGCGCAGAUUGUUGUGGCAAAACAGGAGCCCCCAAAGAAACGGAGCAGGAAACCUCUGCCCCCCGACGUGAAGGAAUUUCAACAGAACAAGGGCCCUCGCAAAAUCCUGAAGACCUCCAAAGAUAUAGAUCUACCGGGGGCGAUCAAGAAGCCAGUUCACCCGGCGAGCUUCACCUUCAUGGGCUUUCAUCGGGGCUCGCCUAGGGAUCCGGUGGGUGGUCAGAACAGGAGCUCUCUGACACAGGGUGGUGCUGUUAAAAACUCCAUGAGCUCUGUGGGAUCUGGCAGGUCAGUCCAACCUGCCUCCCCCUCCCUGAACAAAUCCAGUCAGAGCAGGAAUGCCACUGAGGGUAAACUGUCCAUCUCCAGUAUGAACAGUGGGACAAGUCUGGAUUUGAAAGCAGCUGCUAGUAAAUCAAAAGGGGUGGCAGCAUUGAAUUUGAAUACAUCCAAACACCCCAUUCAAGGAACCACUCAGCAUACACUAAGUUCCCCCAAUGGACAAAAGAAACCCCAGGCCCCUGUGUCAACACUGCAGCGGAUACCCAAUACUAAACCAGUGGCUUCCUUACCAUCCAAGAAUGCCUCUGCCAAUCAAGGUUCUGGCCUUCAGCCUCUCAACCUUCAGAACAAACUGGUCCAAAGCAAAGAUGCUCCUGGAAAUGGCACAACUCCCGUGUCAGGCCUGAGAAAUGCAACAAACCCAGCAAGGAAAACUACUGUCGCACAAAAUCAGGAGUAUAAUCCUCCCAAGAGUCCAGCAACCCCCGCAAGACUGCAAGCCAGAAAGAACCAGCCCGGAGCAGACAAGGUCAAGGAGAUGACUGAAAUCCAGACCCCGAGAGUCCAAGGCAGGCUGGAGAAGAGCGGCGUGCAGAAAUCCUCCGCCGAGGUCCAGAGCCAGCAGGAAAGAUCGGCCCCCAAAGACGGCAAGAAAGCCAAAAUGAACGACAUGAGCACGGGUGAGGACGAAAGCAGCUCAGACUCCGACCAGGACUACGCCGGGGAAAAUCGCACGGUAGCGGUCCAGAACCAAGACUGGAAGCCCACGCGGAGUCUGAUAGAGCAUGUGUUCGUAACGGAUGUCACCGCUAAUCUAGUCACCGUCACAGUCAAAGAGUCGCCAACCAGCGUGGGCUUCUUCAGCAUUCGCAACUACUGACAGGACUCCAGAGACACCGCAAACCAGAUGGGGCUUUGAAGCAAACUGUGGGCUUUUGGGUUCUGAAGGAAUUAGAUAAACCUUUUUUUUUUUUGGCUGGAGAAUUCCUGAGGAAUGCGUCAGGGAAUGGAGGUUCAGUCUUCUUUUAGGAAAAGACUCUCUCUCUUGUAGGUUUAAAAAAAAAAAAAAGAUAAAAACAGUUGAUUGUGAUUAUUUAUUUGUUCAUGUCUACAAAUUGCUCAAGAAGGGGCAGUGGAGGAAAGGCAGUGCCCACAGAUAGGCAAACAGUCCUGGAGAAAAAUAACUUAUUCAUCUUCUCAAGAGCAAGAAACCCAAUGUAGGUUGCUGAAUCUAUGAAAUAUUAACAUUCAUACACUCGUUCGUGUUGACGAGGAAUGUCUGACUGAAGAAGGGUAGGCAUGAGCAGAAGGGGGGUAGUACACAUCUAGUUCAUGAUGUGUCAGUCAAUAGCUAAUGUAAAGCAGUUUUUAAUUCUUAGUAUAGUAUUCUUUAUUUUUUUAAUGUUCCAUAAAUUAGCUACCUCUUUUUUAUUUUAUUUCAAUGUUUGCUGCAUACGUGUAUUCAUUUCUCACGGGACGGGAGACCUUUCCCUCCAGGGUAUAUACCAUCAUAUUUGUUUUUUAUAUAGUUCUAAAUGUAUUGGACUCUCAUGCUGUAUAAAGAGCCCGGGCAGCAGACAACAGCGUCAUUUCUGAUUGAUUAAAAAACAUCAGACCGGCCUCCGACUUCCACGGGCGUGUUGAACUGUGCGCACCAUUAUCGCGCCCCCCCGCGAAAAGGGAGUUUCAUUCCACAGUGCAGCCCAGUUUAUCAGCGCCGUUUUCCAAACUGACUAAAGCAUGCGGGGAGUCAGAUACUGUAUCUCUGCUCCUCCCUGGUCAGAUAAGACUCGAGUCCAGGCUGAGGUUUUGCUCCUCCGCCUUUGCAUCAGUUCUGUCCUUCACCAGCAACUUGAAUCUGCUCAGACUUAUAAUUAAUAUGCACAAAAACCGAGUAAGUGCUUGUAUGAUCAUGGACUUCCCACCUGAGUCUAUCGGAGCUCCCCACAUGAGCCUUUGAAGGCAACCGCUUGGGAAAAGGUCGGGCGUGGACAAAGCUCGACAGUAAAACCACUCGGCAUUGUUCGUCACUGACCACAAAAACACCAGAGUUCAUUCCGUCUGCUGCUGCUGGUGUUUCAAAACGAGUACUGAAGCACCGGUUUUUCCUUGCAAGCUGCAGACAUCUUAUUUCACCCGCCUGCAUGGGGUUCAGGAGCUGCAGGGCCCCGAGUUUUUUUAUCUGAUGCAACGGAAAAGAAACCACAACAAUGUGCGCUACUUUCUGCUCCCUCAAGAGGAGUUCAGCAACCAAGCACUUCGACUGAACUCUUCUGUCUAAUCCUGCUCUGCAGACUGUGCCUUUCUUCCUCUCAAAGACUUAAACACAAAAGGCAUUACCCCAAAGAUAGCUAGAAUUUCAGGUUGUUCAAUAAAGGAGUACCCUCUAGAGAAUAGCAUGGAGACUGGACUCGUUUUUCAUUGUCUUGUGUUGUUUCGGAAACCCUGCUGGUAUCACACAUGCGUGAAACAGACACAAACAUUCGAUGCCUUAUUGGAACAAUACGAGUGGUUUAGGGUGAAGCUAGAGAAGUAGUUUACAUUCAGGAACAGCUGGAAAACAAAAGUGCAUUCUCUUGUUGACGUGUGUUCCAGGUGAAAAUGUCUCUGUGCACCAGCGGUAGGUAAAGGUAGUUUAGGCACAGUCAUUUAUCGCCACCGUGCGAGAGGCUAACGGGGUAACACGAGGUGUUUAUAUGAAAAUGUUCUUUGAUUUUUUUUUUGUAUCUUAUUUCUUAAAUCGAUGAAAAGGAACAAACCAGUCGUGUUUUCUUUUAGAUCUACUAACCAUCUCAACCAAGUGUUUUCUUUACAAUCUAUUUAUUUCAAAUCACAAACCUUUCAGGGUAGGACGGUGUCGUCAAUCUUUGUUAUUGUGCCACUUGUCAAAAUCAACUAAUAAAAUAAAUGGUACAGCCUCA
This is a messenger RNA of Larimichthys crocea (large yellow croaker), 3749 nucleotides long. It is a transcript of the gene cbx2, whose product is annotated as chromobox homolog 2 (Drosophila Pc class). The transcript is spliced from 5 exons. NCBI's taxonomy places the organism in Eukaryota, Metazoa, Chordata, Actinopteri, Sciaenidae. The record is from RefSeq and is a predicted model, not a curated record. Bases 107 to 1708 code for a protein of 533 amino acids. Gene Ontology annotation, biological process: negative regulation of transcription by RNA polymerase II. Gene Ontology annotation, cellular component: heterochromatin; PRC1 complex.